CUUACCAGUCUGCUAAUGACAGUGGAGGAGCACAGAGGUGUACCUGUAACUCAAGCUGAUCUACUAAAAAAAAAAUUUAAAAAAAAAUAAAAACUAAAAAGGCAGGCAUGCCUGAUGCAGACACGCAGGAGAAGGGAUUUGUGAACCACAUGGCUGACAAGGAGCAACGAGCUGGGAAGGAGCCUGAAGGUGAGAAGAAGCUGCACGAGGCUGUGUGCGUGCUGCUGGUGGAGCUGUGCGAGCGGUUCACCUUCUUCGGCAUCGUCUGCAACAUGAUCCUCUUCUGCACUGCCAGGCUGGGCUACCCCAGCCACCAGGCUGCCAUGGUCAACAUGUGCUUUGUGGGCACCUCCACGCUCACCCCAGUGCUGGUGGGCUGGCUGGCAGAGUACCUGGUAGGGAGGACCAAGCUGGUGUGCAUCUGCAUGUUCCUGCACUUCCUAGGCACAGCACUGUUACCUGUGGUGUCAUUCCCCUUCGAAGACGUUCACAUCGACAGACGACACGUCCUCCUCACCCUGCCCAAAAGGGAGCAGAAAAUCGUGUUCUACUUUGCACUCCUCACAGCCAGCCUGGGAAUAGGAGGAAUAAGAGCCAUUGUGUGCCCUCUGAGUGCCUACAGCCUGGAGGACUGUGGCCCAAAGGAGCUGCUUUCAUUUUUCAACUGGUUCCACUGGCUGGUUAACUUGAAUUCAGCAGUGGUCUUUGUCAGCAUUUCUUACAUCCAGCAGUCCGUGGCCAGGAACCUUGGCUUUCUUAUCCCAUUUGUGUCUGGGCUUAUGGCUAUGAUCACAAUUCACAUGGUUCGGGGUGAAAUGAUUUACAAACCCAAAGCAGACAGCUCUCUGCUGACGACCUUUGGGGUGAUUCUCAGUGCCCUGAAGAUGCGCUGCGUGCGCCAGCGCUACCUCGGCACAGCCGUGCCCAGCUGGCUGGACCACGCCAAGGAGCACCACGGUGGGCACUACAGUGAGACCCAGGUGGAGGGCACAAAGUCACUGGCCAGGCUCUUCCCCUUGUUCACCUUCCAGAUUCUCUACAGGACGUGCAUCAUGCAGAUUCCUUCAGGAUAUUAUCUCCAAACCAUGAAUUCCAACCUGCACUUUGGUGGAUUUUUGUUGCCAGUUGCAGCAAUGAAUGUGAUCAGCAUCGUGCCCCUUCUGAUUCUUGUUCCUAUUUUGGAGUGCAUUAACUCCUGGCUCUUUAGCUCCAAGGACACUGGGCAUUCUCCAACAAUUUACAUUGUUGUAGGUCACUUAUCUGCUGCCCUUUCUGUGGUGGCUGCUGGCUUCUCCGAGAUGCACCGCAAGCGCUUCCCCCAGGUGGAGCAGACUCUGUCUGAGGAGCUUUUCCUGGUCUCCUCCAUGCCCUGCUUCCACCUGGCUCCUCAGUACAUCCUGCUCGGAGUGGCUGAAGCCUUGGUGACUCCCUCCUGUUCCUUACUUUCAUUCUGGCUCGUGCCUGCAGGAAUGAGAGGGAUUUCCAUGCACUUUUUAGCUCUCUUUAAUGGAGCUGGCUGCUUUGUGGGAGCUCUCAUUGUUCAGACAGCCCACGCAGGCACUCAAGGCAGCUGGUUCCCACACUUGCUGCAUGAAGGUAAAUUGGAGAGGUUCUUCUUCUUCUUGGCUUCCUUAAUGAUGGUGAACACCCUGGGGUUCUGGGCCAUUGCACACAGAUACAACAAUCUCCAUGAGGAUUGCACCAAUGGAAUCAGAGGAAGUUUUCCUGGAGAAAAACUUUUGAAGCAUGAAAAAGCCAUCAAGCACUAUAGUUCUGUCCUGGAACGUUCUCCCAUUUUGUCUCCUGUGGAGAAAACCUGAUAGAAUUUCACCCUGAUAAAAUUUCACCCUGAUAAAAUUUCACCCCUAAAUUUUGGCGGUUUUUAUCCACCAGCUCUCUAAGGAUAAGUUACCCCGCGCACUUAAGUGGAACAAUGUUCUGGUAUUUAUGAAUUAUCUGGUGAAUAAUAAUGUUAUUUAGAAGUUAAAAACAUAGCAAUAUUUAUAGGAUCUGGCCUUAAAGGAGGCUGCACUGUCAUAAUUCACAUGGAGGCCAAGGAGAUCUCUGUUUGCCACAGUUGGAGAGAGGCUUUUAAUCUUUAUAUGGAAAUAGGUAUCCACAUCUAUUUGUAUUUAGGAAUGGUUAAAACUUAAUAAACAUUCUCAUUUGUUUGUUUAGCAAAUUAUUUUGUGACAGUAUAAUUUACAAGUGAUUUUGAAAUCUGCUUAUUGGCUGGUUAAUAUUUGCAAUGAUGGGAAUCCUGUGUACUGCUCUUGGCUCUUGCUGCUUUAGUUUCCCUGUCAGUGAAAUGGACACAAGCCUUCUUUGCAAAUUGCUUUGAG
Messenger RNA from Zonotrichia albicollis (white-throated sparrow), 2342 nucleotides. It is a transcript of the gene SLC15A5, whose product is annotated as solute carrier family 15 member 5. NCBI's taxonomy places the organism in Eukaryota, Metazoa, Chordata, Aves, Passeriformes, Passerellidae. Gene Ontology annotation, molecular function: transmembrane transporter activity. Gene Ontology annotation, biological process: transmembrane transport. The record is from RefSeq and is a predicted model, not a curated record. Gene Ontology annotation, cellular component: membrane.